AUGGCAAUCGAGGAUAUUGGCCUGGUGGGCAUCAAUGUGCGAAUGUGGCGCUACUUGGGAGUACUCUACCCCACUCCGGGCACCAACUGGCGGAAGUUCGCCUUCGUCCUGCCCGUGACGGCGAUGAAUCUGAUGCAGUUCGUCUACCUGCUGCGGAUGUGGGGCGACCUGCCCGCCUUCAUACUGAACAUGUUCUUCUUCUCGGCCAUUUUCAACGCCCUGAUGCGCACGUGGCUGGUGAUAAUCAAGCGUGAGCAGUUCGAGCAGUUCCUCCGCCGAUUGUCUUCUUUGUUCCACUCCAUUUUCGACGCCAGCGACGUGUGGGGGCGUGACAUCCUGCGGGAGGCGGAGAGGGAGGCUCGGAGCCUGGCCAUCCUUAAUUUAACUGCCUCCUUCCUGGACAUCGUAGGGGCUCUAAUCUCGCCGAUUUUCAGGGAGGAGAGAGCUCAUCCCUUUGGCGUGGCCCUGCCCGGAGUGAACAUGACCCGCACGCCGGUGUACGAACUGGUUUACGUGGCCCAGCUGCCCACGCCUCUUUUGCUGUCCAUGAUGUACAUGCCUUUCGUCAGCCUCUUCGCUGGGAUGGCCAUCUUUGGAAAGGCCAUGCUCGAGAUCCUGGUACGUAGGCUGGGCCAGAUUGGCGGCGAGGAGCAGUCGGAGGAGGUGCGCUUCCAAAUGCUGACCUCCUGCAUUGGGUACCACAGCAAGGUGAUGGGCUAUGUGUGUGAACUCAACAAGCUGGUAACCAACAUUGUGGCGGCCGAAGCAAUUAUAUUCGGCUCGAUAAUCUGCUCGCUGCUCUUCUGUCUGAAUAUUAUUACUUCACCCACCCAAGUGAUCUCUAUAGUGAUGUACAUCCUCACCAUGCUCUAUGUUUUGUUCACCUACUACAAUCGCGCCAAUGAAAUAGUCCUCGCGAACAACCGAGUGGCGGAGGCCGUUUACAAUGUGCCCUGGUAUUCGGCCAACAUUCGUUUCCGCAAAACCCUCCUGAUCUUCUUGAUGCAAACACAACAUCCCCUGGAGAUAAAAGUUGGCAACGUUUACCCCAUGACUUUGGCCAUGUUUCAGAGUCUGUUGAAUGCGUCCUACUCCUACUUCACCAUGUUGCGUGGCGUCACCAGUAAAUGA
Drosophila takahashii is the source of this 1131-nucleotide messenger RNA. RefSeq names its product Odorant receptor 43a (gene Or43a). Gene Ontology annotation, molecular function: odorant binding; olfactory receptor activity. Gene Ontology annotation, biological process: sensory perception of smell; detection of chemical stimulus involved in sensory perception of smell. Lineage: Eukaryota; Metazoa; Arthropoda; Insecta; Diptera; Drosophilidae. The record is from RefSeq and is a predicted model, not a curated record. Gene Ontology annotation, cellular component: plasma membrane.